Molecule: messenger RNA, 519 nt
Organism: Knipowitschia caucasica
Lineage: Eukaryota; Metazoa; Chordata; Actinopteri; Gobiiformes; Gobiidae
Source: the annotation of a GenBank genome assembly
AUGUGGACCACAGUUGUCACUAUGGAUCUAAGGCUUCUCCUCAUGUCUGCUGCUUUACUAGGGGCCACACUUUCUCUGUCUGUUGCGGACCGGCCAUCGCAGUGCAAAGUCAAAUGGACAUUUGGGAUUUUGUGUGAGGACGUGUACAACCGGCUGGUGAGGCAGAUCAAACUGUGGCAGAUAAGUACGAGCUGUCUGUACAUCGGAGAGAAGUGCUCCUAUGAGCUUGUGUCCACGUCGCCGUAUCUGAUCAACGCUGCGCAUACCUCCCACAAGAGCAGGAGUGUCAACCAGCUGCAGUUUCUGUUCGAGCAGUCCACACUCUGCAAAGUGACUGGUGACUCAACGAUGGACUCACCAAAAGAUCCAGAAGCCAAUCGAACAAACUUCUGCAGCCUGCAAAACCUGAUGGACGGCAGCGACCUGAUCAGUGCUGAAGGAUACACACAGUUCAGCAACAAGUGGAUCUGUCCCGGCUUCGACAUCACCAACUGCAGCUUAUCAUUAAAGAUUAUCUAA